CGGGCCUAUUUUCAAUACUUUGAAGACACCCCUAUUUGGAUUUCCAACUAUACAUUGCAUGUUAUAUUUAGCGUAUAGGAUUUUAAAUUAGAAGAUGUAAAAUCGUAAUUGAAUUGAAGGUCCACAUGAAGGUCUCAGGUUUUUGUGUUGUGUUUACGUGGAUAGGUCUAUAUGCACUUUAUAUUUGUAUGUAUGUAUGCAUAUGGAAAAUAGAAAAUUUAAUCUGACUGUUUUCCGGGCCUAUGUGAAAAGGAUAAGUGUUGAUUCAAGCUUUUUCCAGUUGUAGAUAUUUAAUAAUACCUUCUUGAUAUGCUUAUGUGGUUUUCUCAAUUUGCUUUAAUUGUGAGGUUUCAUUUUCGAAAUGAGUUGUAUAUCCAAACAGGUCAUCCUCAUGUUAUAGUAGCAUACAUGCAAAGGGAAAAAUAUUCAGAUAUCAUACUAAAAUGAGAAGUUAUUUUCCUUUUUCACACCUACCAGAUAGGGUUAGUUAGAAAGCAACCAUUGAUGAACCUUCCAAGAGUGGAUGGUGGAUAAAGUUUCUUUGAUGCGGCUUUCAAAUUUGCCAUAAAUGAUGAGAUUUUAUUUUUCAAUUGAUGGUAUAUCCACAAACAUUUCCUCUUAAUACCCUUCUUGCCAACAAAAGGCUGGAUUGCCAAAGUCUUGUACCCUUGUGAGAAUUUGUCACCUUCCAAUACUUGCUGAUAUCCUUCGUUAAUUAAAGAAAAGCUGGAAGAAAUUUAGUCAUGAAAAUGUUUAUACAACAUGUACAGUAAAGAAGAUUAUCCCCUUUAACGAGUUUAGGCUGUGAGGCUAGUUGAAAAUUUUUCAGCGUGUAUAUAAGGUGAGCCAUUCAAAUUUCAAUGAAAAUCAAGGCUUAGACAGUUCGGACAAGCAUUGCCGUCUAAAUUUCAUUGAAAAUUAUCUUAGGUUGUGAAGCAAGUUGAAAAACUUUCUGACCCAACAAAUGAAGAUGCUAAAACUAAUCUUUCAUAGGAUUGAAUAAAAUCAUUAUCUAUGUGUGGUAUCAUCUAGGAAUAGAAAGACUAGUCUUGUUACCAAAAUUUGCCAAUGAAAUCCACUAAAGGAGGAAGUCUUGUUUUAAGAAUUGAUUACUUUUGUAAGUAACAAUCAUCUUGGCUCAUGAUCUUCAGAGUUUCUCCAAUCACUCCCUAGGCUAUGCUUUCUCCCCAACUUUCAAAACCUAUCCUAAGUCUUGCUGUUCUUAUUUUGCUUCGAUGCAACUGAUAGAAAUUUUGAUAUACAUGGUUUUUACUGGAAAGAAAAAGCAAUAGCUAAUGUGGGGUAUUGUCACUUUGUGUUAGUCGUUAAAACAAUAGCUUUUCAUGGCAUUGCUAGUUGAAUUUCAAAAAAGAUAAAUCAAAUGUGAUUUAUAAACAAGUCACACAACAUGCCACAUUCACAGCAUUGCUUAUUACUUAUUGACAUGAGCAUGUCACGUGCGGAGUUAACCAACAAACAAUUUUAACCUAGAUUUAUCUUGAGAAAUCUCAUUGGAGGUGGCGGCGCACUAUGGCAUUUCAUCCCUUAUAAAUAUCCCUGUAUCCUCACUGUAUCACCUCACACAUAGCACCUUCAAUAAUCUACAAUACUGAUCUAGCUUUACUUCUUCAUCCUAGCUUUUGUAAACGUUUUAUUUGAAUAGCAUAAUUUUGCUGAAGGACUUUGUUGAUCGAAAGUCAUUCAGAUAUAGGAGUACGGCAGUUUAUUGUCCAAAAGCAAGCAAGAAAGAAUUUGCAGGUAUUUGGUUGGAGAAAAAAUUGUAGCAAUUCUCCUUGUGUUACAAAGAUAAGAAGAAACUCUCUAUGAGCAAAAAUGGCAAAGUCAGCAUAAAGCAUGGACCAACUAAUUUUGGCAGAAAGUACUCAGUGGCAGAGACCUUUUACACCGGGAUUGCCAAAAUAAUUGAAAAGCAGCUUGUGUGAGUUUCCUAAAAUUUUCUCUUUUAGUUUCACAACAACAGAUAUAUUGCAUUUGUUGUUAAAGAAUGUAUUAACUAUUACCUUCAUUUGCUUGUCAUUCAACAAAGGAGCUGAUGUAAGUUUGUGGAGACUGAAACCACACACUUUAAUCUUUAUGGCUUUUAUGCAAAGUAAGUACCUGGACAUACCUGAAAAAGUGACGGAGGAUUGGCCUGUAAUAGGGUGAAGAAAUCUGUGUGACAAAAUGCUGCAGAAUGCUGAGUAUCUCUUGGCCAGUAUGGAGCAAGAACCAUCGGACUUACUCCAAGAUGCCCUUCUUCCUCUCAUGAAGGGUCUCAUAGCUGAAGCUCUGUUCAAACAUUCGAAUGAGGAUGUCAGAGUUACAGUUGCAUCUUGCCUCAGUGAGAUUCUGAGGAUAGCAUCACCAGAACAACCGUAUAAUGAUGAUCAAAUGAAGGCAAUUUUUCAGCUGAUUGUGGAGGCUCUUUCCAAGCUAUCUCAACCAUCAACACGGUGCUAUGAAAAGGCCCUCUCUGUACUUCAAACCAUUGCAAGGGUCAAGGCUUGUCUGUUAAUGCUUGACCUUGAAUGUGAGGCACUAGUUGUUCGGAUGUGCCUACAUUUCUGGUUUAUUACCAGGUCAAAUCCCUCUGCUGAUGCAUACUGGGCUGUGGAACAAAUAAUGGCGGUCAUCCUCACUGAAAGUGAAGAUAUCAGUCCAGAUCUUCUCUUCCCUCUCCUGGCUAGUGUGCUUAAGGAGAAUGAGAAAGUGGCACCUUCCUGUUGGAAAUUGGGAGAGAAAUUGAUCUCAGAUUGUGCAACAAAGCUGAGACCUAUUCUUAGGGGAGCAAUGCAAUCAAAAGGCACCACUGUGGAUGAUUAUUCUCCUGUAGUGGCCCUUAUAUGCCAAAAUGAAUCUGCUACAGAACAUAAUCAUACUAAUGGUUCUCCUAAACGAGGCAUCGCUGAUCCUGGAGACUCCAAGGGUUCAAUACUUCCCAGAGAAAGGGAACCAGAACCUAGUUCAUUAAUGAGAACCGAGGAAGCUUGGCUGUACAGAGAGAGUCAAACUACAAAACAGCCACAAAAUAGAAGGAUCUCCGUUAGCAGAAGAAAUCUUACAGCUGUGCCUACAGUUUCUUCGGGAAAAAGAAGAACUGCACUGAAGGCAAACAUGGAGACUGUGCAAGACAAGGCAGCUGUGGUCCUCAGUGAUCUUAGAGAUAAAAGAAUGAAGCUGCCAAUCAAAGGAGGAAGCAACACUAAUAAAUGCACAUUAGAGGAGGCUGGCGCGCUGGCUGGAGUAUUAGUGGGUCGUCGAAUAAAGGUCUGGUGGCCAUUGGAUGAAAUGUUCUAUGAUGGCCUCAUUCAAUCUUACGACCCCAUAAUAAAGAAGCACAAGGUUUUGUACGACGACGGGGACAAAGAAACCUUAAACCUUGAGAAGGAACGGUGGGAGUUUAUUGAGGAUAAUUUGCCAGAGGAAGAGGCUGAUAAUCCCAAACCCAUUACUGCACCCGUCAUACUGACAAAGCAGAGAGGGAGUGAUAAAAGUUCAGAAUCAAUGAAGAUAUUGAACUACAAUGAAAUUGUUAAGAGGGCUGGAGCAGCCACCAGCUUACCUGAAGUUGAAGCUCCCAAUUUCAGCAACCAAAAUAUAGGUGGAGAUGGGUCCAGUAAUGAUGACAGCAAUGAUGGUAAUGUCUUUGAGAUCAGGGCUCGAUCAAAGGAUGUCCAAGUAGAAAACCCUAGUAGAAGCACGUCUGAUGAUUCCACUCCAGAGGCUAGCCUGCCAAGAGCAAUCAGUGUUCUAUCAAAGGAUGUGCAACUCAAAAAGCCUAGAACAAGCACAUCCAAUGAAUCGACUCCAGAAGGCAGCCCACUUAGACCUAUGAGAGCGAAAUCAACGGAUGUCCGACUAUCAAGCACAUCCAAUGAUUCAACACUGGAAGCUAGCCCGCCUAGACCUUGGGGACUGUGGCAGAGUCAAUCUCACCGUUACUGACUUGAAAUUUUCAGGGUGCAGAGCAUGGAAAAUAACUGUAGCUUUGGUAAAAAUAAUAGAAGUAAUGACUCCAAAAGGCAUCAAUAUGCAAGAGCGUACAAUUAGGCCCCUGUACAAAGAUGCAGGGGUUAAAGAAGUUCCUGAUGUCCAGGAGCUUUUAGUUAUCAGCCCUUGUAUACGCAUAGAAUUUUUUCUGGCUUUUGUAAAUUUCUGAUGAUUAUAGGCCUUAUCUACAAAAUAGAAAUGAGAGCUUGUAAUGAGGCUAUUGGCCCUUACUCAUUUUGCCUGAAAUGGAAUCUGUAUUCUUUGAUGGUUCAUUAAAUAGCGAGUCAACUCGUUCAGUCAUUACUUCCAUCUUUCCCCCUGCAUAGUUGUGGUUUUGGACCGUCAGAUGAUCCCCGGUAAAAUAUACCCAGGGGCUUUGAGAAUAAUAAGUCCUCCCCCAAAAAUUAAUGACAUGACUAUGGGUUAUCCAACUUAUUUCUGCAUUGAUAAUGUCCAUUCAG
Molecule: messenger RNA, 4451 nt
Organism: Rhodamnia argentea
Lineage: Eukaryota; Viridiplantae; Streptophyta; Magnoliopsida; Myrtales; Myrtaceae
Product: sister chromatid cohesion protein PDS5 homolog C-like
Exons: 13
Coding region: 2185-3945 (586 amino acids)
Biological process (GO): mitotic sister chromatid cohesion; DNA repair
Cellular component (GO): chromatin; nucleus
Source: RefSeq, a predicted model, not a curated record